GCAACAUAUCUCAUACGAAUCGUUAAUGUGAAGGAGUUGCUCUUUCUUGCCGAUUAGACUGUAACGACGUCUUCUCGCAAUCGAUUUUAGAAGGGGAGACGAUAUCCCCUUUGCAACGCACUUUGAGAAGGCGAAUAAAUUCAGACAAGGCUGACCGGCGGCAACGGAGUAGAGAAAACAAUGAGUUUGAAUAGGUGGAGAAAACCGUCGAUGGAGAACUUUUAGUUUCUCAAAAGUUAUCAAAGAAAGUUGAAAUAAUUGAUGGGAAGGGAUGUACUUUUUAUAGAUAAUAGCUAAGAUUUUUAUUUAUUUAUUUUUUUCGCUUCAAGUUUCACCUGUUGUAGGAAGGGGUAGCACAGUAUAAUUAUAUAAAUCUAAAGCCGUAUAUAGGAAUGUUAGGUAAAUUAGUUAUGCAGUAAAUUAUAGAUUUUUUUACGGUCAUAGAGCCCAAAUUUUCAGAAAACAAAGACCGAAAGAAACUCUUGAAAAAAAUUAAAAUCAUUUACACGCUAACUAGAUGAUUUAAGUUAACUAAAAUGGGCUUAGUAAGUAGCAAAUAAAUGGGCAAUAGGCCCAUUAGUAGCAGACGCGCUUAUUCUAAAGAGGGGGAAGCCCAAGAAAAAGCACCACUUUUUGCAUCUUCCCGCUAAUUCGAUCACCCAUUUAUCGCUCUCACUCUCGUUUGCUUCUCUCAGGAUCAUAACAAUGGCGGACGAGGAAGUCAUCAGCAUGAUGCUAAGCUCGAUCACUAUCGGAGAUGGUGACGAUCAAGAUUCUUCGUCUUUUGCGAAGAUACUAAACGGUCUCGGAGAUGGUGAUGAAUCUUCGUCUUCUAAGAUAACGAGCUUGACUGAUCAUGGAGAUACUUCUGAACCAUCGUCUUUCAAGAUAACAAGCUUGAUUGAUCAUGUUGAUACUUCUGAAUCAUCAUCGCCUCUCAAGAUGCCAAGCUGCUUUACUGAACAUGGAGAUGCUUCUGAACCUUUGCCUUUGAAGAAGUGGCCAAGCGAGCCUGAGUCUUACUCUCCAAAGAUGCUAAGCUUUACUGAACAUGGAGAUGCUUCUGACCCUUUGCCUUCGAAGAAGUGGCCAAGAUUGAUGGAUCGCAAGGAGCCUGAGUUUGUGUCUCCAAAGAUGCCAAGCUGCUUUACUGAACAUGGAGAUGCUUCUGAACCUUUGCCUUCGAAGAAGUGGCUAAGCGAGACUGAGUCUGACUCUCCAAAGAGCUCAUCAACAUCUGGCUCAGGGAGUGGUUCAGAUUCAGGUUCUGGGUCUGGGUCUGGUUCAGGUUCAGGGUCUUCUACGAGCUCUGUGGAGUCAACCUGUUCAUCGUUCUGUGUGAUGCUUCAGAUGAUUACGCUAAACUCUAUCAAUCAGGGAAGAUCAGCUCCUCCUGCAGCAAACCUCGUCGAAGAAUCAGAUCCGAACACAAUACUUCUCAACACUCCAAUGACGUUUCUCAUGGAAUCCUUCAAUUCGGGGUGGAACGAAAGUGUUGACAGUCUUUCCAUUUUGCCGGCUACCAAAGAAGACUUGUUUGCCAUAUGCAGCGUCUUGCUUCCUGCGGCCUAUACGACGGGUCUUUGGUUCGACUCAUUUGACAAUUCUCCCAAACGUCUGCCUGGUUUGGUUUGCCUCGAACUGUAUCUUGCAUGGAAGGCCGCUGGAUUCAAGGCUGGAAGUUACGUGUUAAGAAAGUAUGGUUAUGAGAAGCAUUUAGAGAUGGAGGAUUUCAGCGACUUCUUUACUUGGGGCAGCUUUUGAUUCCUGACCUACUUUUAACUCGGUUAGUUCAUUUGUCAAUUUUAAACCACGGUCGUAGGGAAUUGUCAUUGUAAACCACGGUUCUUUGUUCAUGAUUUUAAACCACGGUUGGUUCAUUUGUCAAUUUUAAACCAUGGUUGUAGGGAAUUGUCAUUUUAAACCACGGUUCUUUGUUCAUGAUUUUAAACCACGGUUGUAGGGAAUUGUCAUUUUAAACCACGGUUCUUUGUUCAUGAUUUUAAACCACGGUUUUACAGAAUUCCAAUAAAUCAUGAUUGCAAUUAUUAGGUUUCCCAUAUUUUUUUUUAUACAAAAGUUUGAACAGUGAUUUUGUUUAUUUAUGUUUUUUUCUUUCUCUUAAUACUUCUAUUUUCAUAUAUUUUAGCAUCACAUGAAAAAAUUCAAACCAUUCAAAUAUUUUAUGAAAUAUACUGUAAUUCAUUUAACAUAAUCUUUCCAAUUUUUUAUUUUAGUAAAAAGGAUAAUUCCAAACUAUGAUUUAGGGUUGAGUUUAAAGGCUUAGGGUUUAAAGAUUAAGACUUGGAUUUGAAGUUUAGGAUUUAAUGUUUCUGGUUUAGUUGUUUGAAAUAGUAAAAACAAAAAGACAUGUUUUUCAAAUUGACUCAUAUACGCUUUUUAUUAUGAUGUUGUCUAAUUCUCAUCACAUCUUAGCUCUUAGGCGAUUGAUGAUAGUAGUAAUCAUCAAAAUGGUUCAAAAACAAAAGGUAUAAGGUUAGAUGAAUUUAUGCAAACCAUCUUACAAUUCAGUCUUGCUAGAAAAAUAUAAGAAUCCAUUUGCUUUGUGAUAAUUUGAUAUAUAGUAAAAAUAUAAUAUGUGAAAGUAUUAUUAAAAUUAAGUUUUUUUUUUAAUUCUGUGGAGGGUAGAAUAAAAAUCAAAUGUAUGAUGUUUUUAUAAUAGGUAUUGCAGAUGAUUAAAUUAUAAAAUAUACACAACCAUAUGAUCUUGUAAAGAUUUGGUGAAGUUAGUUAACAAGUAAACUCUGAAUGUUAACAUGUUCAACUGGUUUAAAGAAGUAUUGUGAUAGAGCCAACGUUUGAAAGAGGUCUAUUUUAGAUAGAUAUACAAUGAACUCAAACAAAACCGCGCGUCCUUGCAACAAAAGAAAGCCUGUAAUAGGCGGUGGUGAGAAUACCAACGUUCUUCGUGUAUGGACACUACCCGAUAAGAAGCUAUACCAUCUGUGUGCCCAUGCUUCUUAGCUAGUAAACUCACUGCUUAUAGUCCUCUACAUAUAUUUAUAGUACGAGAAG
Messenger RNA from Brassica napus (rape), 3036 nucleotides. RefSeq names its product dentin sialophosphoprotein. Lineage: Eukaryota; Viridiplantae; Streptophyta; Magnoliopsida; Brassicales; Brassicaceae. The record is from RefSeq and is a predicted model, not a curated record. The transcript has 9 exons. Bases 706 to 1764 code for a protein of 352 amino acids.